GAACAAUCUUGACUUGUAUUGCUCUGUUAGGCAUAGGCUACAAAAUUAAAGAAAGGAUAUGGGAAAACGAACAAGUAAACAAAGCUGCCGACAUUGUUCUAAAUACAAUGAGGCAAGAACGAAGUAUGAUCUCAAACGAAUGGCGAGAACCGGUCAUGCCUCAUAUCAAAAAUGAUUUUAAGCGUAUUGAGCUAUGGAAACGUGUUGAAAAAUGCAUUCAAAAAAAUCCUAUGGUCCGAACUCGUC
Messenger RNA from Racocetra persica, 246 nucleotides. The record is from the annotation of a GenBank genome assembly. NCBI's taxonomy places the organism in Eukaryota, Fungi, Glomeromycota, Glomeromycetes, Diversisporales, Gigasporaceae.